Messenger RNA from Eublepharis macularius, 2361 nucleotides. It is a transcript of the gene APH1A, whose product is annotated as aph-1 homolog A, gamma-secretase subunit. The record is from RefSeq and is a predicted model, not a curated record. Bases 11 to 808 code for a protein of 265 amino acids. Gene Ontology annotation, molecular function: protein-macromolecule adaptor activity. Gene Ontology annotation, biological process: positive regulation of catalytic activity; protein processing; Notch signaling pathway. The transcript has 7 exons. NCBI's taxonomy places the organism in Eukaryota, Metazoa, Chordata, Lepidosauria, Squamata, Eublepharidae. Gene Ontology annotation, cellular component: endoplasmic reticulum; membrane; gamma-secretase complex.
CAGGCGGGCGAUGGGGGCGGCGGUCUUCUUCGGCUGCACCUUCAUCGCCUUCGGGCCGGCCUUGGCGCUUUGCCUAUUGACCGUGGCCGGAGACCCGCUGCGCGUCAUCGUGCUGGUGGCCGGUGCCUUUUUCUGGCUGGUCUCCCUCCUCCUGGCUUCUUUGAUCUGGUUUAUUUCGGUGCAGCUGAGUGACCGGGAUAACGGGCAGCUGCAGUACGGCCUCCUGCUGUUUGGGGCAGCGGUCUCUGUCCUGCUGCAAGAAGCCUUUCGCUUUGCAUACUUCAAACUACUCAAGAAAGCAGAUGAAGGCUUGGUGGCCCUCAGUGAAGACGGCCGGCCCCCCAUCUCAAUCAAGCAGAUGGCCUAUGUGUCGGGGCUGUCCUUUGGGAUCAUCAGCGGCGUCUUCUCCGUCAUCAAUAUCCUGGCAGAUUCCAUCGGGCCAGGCACUGUGGGAAUCCACGGGGACUCCCCCCACUACUUCAUCACAUCAGCUUUCUUGACCAUGGCCGUGGUUUUCUUGCAUACUUUCUGGGGGACGAUCUUCUUUGACGCCUGUGAGAAGGGACGUUAUGGGACGCUGGGGCUGGUGGUCGCCAGCCAUCUGCUUACAUCUGGGUUGACAUUCCUCAACCCUUGCUACGAAGCCAGCCUCAUCCCCCUCUUCCUCCUCACGGUCUCCACGGGGGCCUGGGCCUUCUUCACAGCCGGAGGAUCCCUGCACAGCAUCCUUGCCUGCCUCCCCUGCAAAAAGGAGGAGAGCGAUUCUGUCAUGGUGUACUCGACGCUGCGGCGCCCAGCUGAAGACUGAGUGUCGCUUUGGCACCUGGGACACUCCUUAAGGCACAUGUGCCAUGUGCCCCCUUUCUCGCCAGCUGUGAAGUGCGUACCCCCCAGUGAACGCACAACCCCAGGAUCAGAGGCAGUGGCUGCCAGCCUCACCUGUCACGGUGGGUCAGAAGCACAGCCCGCUUUGACCACAGGAUUAUCAGCCCUGUGCCCUGCCGUGGGCAAGGAACUCUGUUUUCUUCGACAGGUUUUCCAUUGCGUCUGUUACAGAAGAUUGCAAUGUUUAACUGUCCCUUCUCUUGUGGGGUGGCUGGUGGUAGAAGCUUCUCACCCCAGCCCUUGUAACUUAUACAAUGAGGUCACGCUGGAUGAGGCCUGUAGCUGCUUUGAGCCAUUUCUAAUCUGCAAAGAGUGAUGGAGCACUGGGAGGUAGUAAUUUAAACUGAGCCGUGUCCAACCUGGAUUCAUUCCCUGGGCAGUGACUGGCUCAACUGGAUGCUUAAGACUAGGUAGUUGUGGGGGGGGGGUCCAUCCCCCCUGCAAACUGCAGGGAAUUCUUGUUUUGCACCUUCUAUUCCCUCCUCUCUUGCCUCUGUGUUGGCAAACAGGAGCCAGCUAGGGUUUUUUGAGUCUUAUUCCACCCUAACUUGUGCCAGAGUUUGCUCAGUUCAGGAUUCUGGACGUUCUUUCCUCCCUGGAAUUUUCUUCAGCCAGAGCUGCUUCAGUUGCAGCCAUCUGCUCACAGGUAUGCAGAGAACUUCACACCCUGAAUUUGGUAAUGGGGUCAUUCAGGUUUUCCAGGCAGAACUCCUGCCUGGGAUCUUUCUGUCACCUUUUGAAAGAGCCCUCUCUGUUUUUACUGUCUCUCUGACAGCUAGAACGGAACCCAAGCAGUUUGGCUGAGAAAUAUGUCUUUUACUCUGGGACGAUAUCGAUAACGGUAUUGUUUGUUUCCAUAAAGCAACAGGCCUGCUGUGCUCUUUGGCUUACAGGCCCAGCUCCUGUGGAACAACUUGGUCUUGGCCCCUCCCAUGCUGUGCUCCAAGCACUGCGUCCCACAGCCUUUUCUUGAAGGAAGCCGGGCAAAUUCCUCUUGUUGAUGUGUUCAGAGGGAAUAGGGAAGGAGAGCCCUGUGUCACUCCAGCCUUUUUGCAACUCUGUCGCUGCUGCAGGGAUUGGCUGUUGGUCAACCAGAAAGCAUGUCCAGGUCUCUGGGAGGACAGGAUGGGCACAGCUGGGUGAUUCAGUGCCAUCUUCUGGCUGGGGAGUACGAGUGUGCGUGUUGUCAGUUCCUCCCGCCUCUUAGUCCUCCCAGAGCAGAAAUGCCCCUCGCUCGUCUUCAGGAAAAGCGAGGCCUUCCCUCUUCCCUCUUCGAAGGAGAGGGAGAAUUGCACUUUCUCCUUCUGCAGCAGGUGACCGUGUGGCCUUAGUAAUACACGAGCAGCUUUUAAACUGGCUCCUUUGACUAAGUAUUGAUCCUUUAUGACUGAAGUGCAAAUCCUUUUAAUAUCAGCUCCUUGGUAUGACGAAUAAAAGGAAUUUCCUCUUGCAGUGGGGCUUGUGGAGGUGCACUGG